Messenger RNA from Daphnia carinata, 671 nucleotides. Its product is annotated as adhesive plaque matrix protein-like. NCBI's taxonomy places the organism in Eukaryota, Metazoa, Arthropoda, Branchiopoda, Diplostraca, Daphniidae. The transcript is spliced from 3 exons. The coding region runs from base 72 to 488 and encodes 138 amino acids. Gene Ontology annotation, cellular component: extracellular matrix. The record is from RefSeq and is a predicted model, not a curated record.
ACGUAUAUAAGGCUGAGUCAAAUAACUCGAUCAAUAUCAGUAACUUCAGUUCUUUUAACUUCUAAACAACAAUGUAUCAGUUGAUUACCGUCAUCGUUUUAGUCCUUUCUGGAGCUAUUGCCCAACUGAACUUACCCAAAACACCUGGCUAUUCUACUGCCCGACCGAAACCAUAUCCUACACCUGGUUACGAGCCCAUGAUGCCAUACAGCUUUAGCUAUGCUGUCGUCGACGGUCCAAGUUACAAUAACUUUGGCCAUCAGGAGACGGCCGAUACGAAAGCCGUGACUGGAUCUUACCGUGUAGCGUUGCCCGAUGGUCGUACGCAAAUCGUGACGUACAAGGCGGACGAAAAUGGAUACGUCGCUGAUGUCAAGUACGAAGGAAAGGCCACGUAUCCCGAAAACAAACCAUCUUACCCGCCGAAUUAUAAGCCGGCCUACAAGCCGGCCUAUCAACCGGCACCGCCCAAGAAUUACAAACCUUGAGUGUCUUGGAAAAAUUUCAAAUUCUUCGUACAUAGAGUUUAAAGAAAAACCCUUGUUGUUGUUGGUUUACGAGUAUUUCCAGUUGAAAUAGAGUUGGGAGAACUCAUUGUGUGACUUCCUAGGGAAAAUUGUUCUGCAAGCAGAUUGAUAAAUUCAUAAAAAAAUAUAACUGAAAGAAACAUA